Molecule: messenger RNA, 7458 nt
Organism: Stomoxys calcitrans (stable fly)
Lineage: Eukaryota; Metazoa; Arthropoda; Insecta; Diptera; Muscidae
Gene: E(Pc)
Exons: 10
Coding region: 1-6822 (2273 amino acids)
Biological process (GO): regulation of transcription by RNA polymerase II
Cellular component (GO): piccolo histone acetyltransferase complex
Source: RefSeq, a predicted model, not a curated record
AUGUCGAAAUUAUCAUUUAGGGCUCGUGCCCUUGACCCAUCCAAGCAGAUGCCCAUUUAUUUGGCUGAGGAGCUACCAGAUUUGCCGGAAUAUUCAGCGAUCAAUCGUGCGGUACCACAAAUGCCCAGCGGCAUGGAAAAAGAGGAAGAGUCGGAACAUCAUUUACAACGAGCAAUAUGUACAGGACUUAUUAUUCCGACGCCAGAAGUCUAUACCACCGAUCAAGAUUUCUACGACAGAAAUUAUCCCCCCAAUUACCGUAUGCCUCGGCAGUUGAUUCACAUGCAACCACUUGGUUUGGAACAAGAUGUACCCGAAUAUGAUAUGGAUAGCGAAGAUGAAAUGUGGAUAACACAACAACGAAAGCGUUUAGACUUAACGCCAUUCAAAUUUGAACAAAUGAUGGAUCGUCUUGAGAAGAGCUCAGGCCAGACAGUGGUUACAUUGAACGAGGCGAAAGCGCUGCUCAAACAGGACGAUGAGGUCAGCAUAGCCGUAUACGACUACUGGCUGAAUAAGCGCCUGAAAAUGCAACAUCCUUUGAUUCUUGCCGUGAAGACAGAGAAUCGGCCGGGAGCCUCAUCAAAUAAUCCGUACUUAGCUUUCCGCCGGCGCACUGAAAAAAUGCAAACGCGAAAGAAUCGUAAGAAUGAUGAGACUUCCUAUGAGAAGAUGCUCAAGUUGAGGCGUGAUUUGCAGAGAGCCACUACCGUACUGGAGAUGGUGAAGAGGCGUGAGAAAACUAAACGCGAACAACUGCAUUUGUCCAUAGAGAUCUUUGAGAAACGUGUCCAACUCAGAGAUUUUAAUGGCGCUUUACUUUCAGAGCUCAGUGCUACGCUUAAGAAUUCAAGACCCGCCUUCGCACCCCUGUAUGCUAACCAAUACUCGCAUCAUUCGUCAUCUUCAGGAGCCACUCCAACAGCUGUGGUACCAAGUGUGGCUUCGUCUGCAGCCGGUUUGAACAAUGUUAUGGGCUCUACGGGAUUAUUAACACCGGGAUCUGCUGGCAGUGUGACAACGCCAGGCGGUCAUAUAUAUUCAUCAACAUCGCCGUACCUGAAUUCCGCAAAUGUAGCCAUGGAUGGUUUAAAUGCAGGCAGCCGCAAAGAGAAGCGCCAGUAUAAGAAGCGCAAACACAAAGUACCCCGUGAUAAACAGCAACAAUUGCAUCACCAGCAGCAGCAUUUGCAGCAGCAACAACAGUAUUUAGCCAAUAUUGGUGUUAUACCAACAUCGGCAACCACAGGAGCUGCCUUGGGUGCUGCGGGUGUCGCCGGUGGUGUUGGUGGUCUUGGUGUACCGGUAGGUACAGCAACUUUGCCACACCACCUGCCGCAUCAUUUGCAUCAUCACCUGCAUCGUCAAAGUUCAUCGCCUGCGCCAAAUGAAUCCACCAUCGAAACCGAGGAAGAAGAUUUAGCGCACAAAAUCGGCUCAGAGAGCGAAGAAGAGGCUCCAUUUGCAUUUAGAAGAAAACAAGGCUGCGAUUAUUUAAGGUCGAGAUCCUUAACUGGCAAUUGGCCCUGGGAGCCAAAGGAGGAGUAUGGAUUCGGUGACACUAAAUAUCGCUACACCCUUACCUCCAUUAAACAUCCAAGGCCUUUUUGCAUUGGCUUUGCCCGAAGGCGUAUGGGUCGCGGUGGUCGAGUUCUGUUGGAUCGUGUAGCAUCGAAUUUUGAUGAUUUUUGGUCACAGCUUGACUAUACAAUACUGGAGACCAAAAUACCAGAUUCCAUUGACGUUGAAACCACAACGACGACGACAACAACAACAACAACUAAAAUUGAUACCACAAAACCCGCCUCACCACCAACCGUUGUUGAUUUAGUGCCCUCGGCCGUCACCGCGGCAUAUGGAUCACUAACAGCAGCAGCAACUACUACAACUACUACUGUACAUAAUGCAAAUACACCCGCCAUUACAAUUAAGCAAGAAAUCACAGAAACCAAUCAACAUGGCUCUUCGACGCCAGAUGAAAUCGACAAUGGUUACGACUCCUUGGAUGCAGGUCUCAACGGUUGCUGUGAAUACGAAUAUUCGGACGAAGACGAUGAACUGGAAGACGAACAUGGCUUGCACAUACAAAGGGAUCGGCUUUAUCAUUCGUGUCUAUCAAUGGCUAGCAGAAGGCGACGAAGAAGAAGGCAACAGUUGCAACAAAAUACAAAUGUUAAGCGACGAAAACUUAAUAAUGUUCACCUGCAACAGAAGGAAUGGGCAGCGGCAAAACGGCGUUUGUUGUUCAAAUUGUCGCAAUCGUUGAUGUUGGACGCCAGCGGCAAUGUUAGUAUCAAUGGGCGUGUAAAUAACUUGGGUAACCCCACGGAAAUCAACGCGGUCACCACGGACUGCAUCAAGCAGGAGAAAGUGAAUGGCAUAAAUCGCGACCAUGAUGACCUGGCACAAGCAGCCCUGAAGAGCUCACCUGUGUACUCGUCGCUGUGGGCGACGACAACAACAAAUCAUAGUUGCGCCCCUCCAUCCACCUCCACAUCAGCAGCACUCGCCCCCACCAUUGAUAAGUUAGGCAAUAGUCUCAUGCGUACUUCUUCAUCCUCGCCAGCAUCUUCUUCAGCAGUAGUUUUCGGCAUUAAUGUCAACAACAAUUGUAGCAACAAUGUUAAUAUGAACAUUAGCAACGGUAGUAGGAGUAAUAGCUGUAGUAUAAGUGACAAAACGAAUGUGAUAAAAACGGAAAUCAUCGUGCAGGAUGCCGAUUCAGAAAAUGCAUCGACAUCCUCUUGUGCCCCUGGAGAUUUGCAAUCACGGGUUAUUAAGCAAGAAAUGAUCGAUUCCUCUGCGCCCUCGAUAGCCUCGGCCGAUGAUUCGAAUGAGCCCUUGAGUAGCAUACAGAAACUGAACUCCUCUGGACCUGCAGCGACGUCAGCGUCAGAUAUAGUUGAAGAUGAGGAGAACGUAAACUUGGCUCAACUCAGCAACUUGAUUAAAAUCAAGAAAGAGGUGUUGGGCGAAGACUCUAGAGAUCAAAUGGACUUGUGGCAAGCAAAUAAUGGUUCAUCCACACAUCAGCAGCGAUCGGCGCUUCAGCAAGAUAGUGAUGAUGAUGAAGUUUCAUGUCUCAAUCAAAUGGCCGAUGUCAUACGUCAACAUCAUCUGAGAAAGGGGCCCAAGUCUUCGGCUGCCAAGGAUGCUUUGAAGGGUGUCAACGUAUUUAUCGAAGAGGUGGCCAACGAGGAAGAGGAGGAUAAGGAGUUAGCUAUGCUGGGCGGUUUGUCACCUACGUCAUCACAGCGCUUGGACAUUUGCAAUGAGCUGUUGUCGGAGAUACGCAGAGAUUGGUUGCACUUCCGCCCCAAAACUCCCACGGAAACCGAAAAGGAUGACUUUUGGUCCUUGGACUUGGAUAAUAAACUGUCUUCUCCUCUGGUCGAUUGGUCACAGCAAACAUCCAUAACUGUGGAAAUGGUGAGAGAGAACCUGAGCGAUGAAAACAAGGAAUCCAUAAAGGCGAAGGACACUCUGUGGAAAGAUAUGGAAUACAAAAACACGGCAUUUAUAACUCCUGCCUUUAAAUAUGAAGAUUUGGAAGCUGACACACAGCUGCUGCAGAAUUCCUUUAUAUCUGACAUUACUCGUGGCAGUAGUAAGAGCCCAGAGGCCAAUAAUAGCGCCUGUUUAGAUUUAAAUUUCAGCGGCGACUCACUGAAUGACAUCAAUCUAUUGGGUGAUGGCGACGAUGCUGAUAUGUUGGACAACAUUCUGCAGGAAGUUCAAAUAGAUGACAUUAAAACGUUGGCUACCAAUUUCUGGAAUGGAAUUUUAGAUGGUGAAAAUGUCGACGCUGAGGUGGAUGGUGACGUAGAAGCGGCAGCCGGUUUGCUGGAUGGCAUCGAUGAUGCCACAAAGAAAUGUGACAAAUCUCUGGGAGGUGGCGGCGGCAAGAAGGCCCACAAAGCAAAGGGAGGCAAGAAAUCAUGUGCAGCUUUAUUGGCUCCUGUGGGCAGCUCAUAUUUCAAUUGUUCCCCUCUGGAAUCAGCUACGGUUAAAGAUGAGACGUUCUUUAAGAGUGAAGAAAUCAAAAAGGAACCUAGCGAUGAAGAAUUGGACAGAGUAGAACAAGCAGACGACGAGGUGGCAAUAAAAUCAGAGCCCAUGGUUGUAGCUGAAGCCAAGCCGGAGAAAGGUUAUAUGAGAGAGAAUAGCACCGCUACAAUUGUUGCUGUGCCAUCACGGCAAAUGCAGCAGCAGCAACAACAGGUGGUAUCAACCUCCCCCUUGGUAAUGGCUACCUCGUCGAACGCCGCCUGCGUUGGCUUAGGUAGUCAGCGUGAAAUAAUGCAACAAACUCCCAUUGUUAUUGCACAGCCGAUGACCCAACAGCAGCAGCAGCAGCAACAGUUAAUCGCUCACUCGACGCCACUGCAAGUCAUAGGAAACGCCAUUACGAUAAAUCCUGGCGAAAUGGUGGCAACACAACAAAAACAAAUGCAAGCGGCCACCUCCGAGCUAUUGCACCAACAGAUGGCGCAACAGCAACAAUUAACCACCAUACAGGUACUACAGCCGCCGGCCGGGCAGCAGAUACGAAAUGUUACCGUUCAACAAAUUCAACAGUUGCAUUUGCAACAUCACAAGCAGCUCAAGCAGAUGCAGCAACACCAGCAGAAACUAUUGAUGGCACGUGGUGCAGAUUUGGUUAGCACAUCAUCCAACAAUAGCGGCGUAGCAAGCGCGGGCACUUCAGUGAUAGCCCAGUACGUUCCCACCACCAGCAACUCAGCCACUACAAUAAUGCGCCAGCCAACCCUGACACCCAUAGGUGCAUCGAGUGUUAACAACAGCAGUGGACAAAUGAUUUACACCACAACAUCGGCUGGAGAUGUGAUAGGCACAGCUAAUUCACAAAAGAUAUACCUGCAAAAGGCUCCCGUUUCGCUUGCCUCGACCUCACAGGGCGUAAAUAUCAUUAACACCAGCAGUGGGCAACAGUUGACAGUACAAAAUAUUGCUGGCGUGCAGCACAUAAAUGCAAGUGGUAAUGGUUCAAAUGCAACGGCGGGUCCCCUAAUUGUUACCACAUCAGCGCGAAAUGCCGUCCAGCAGCUUACACAACAACAGCAGCAACAGUUGGUUGGUCAGCCUACACAACAGAUAGUUUGGCGGCAUAUUGGUGCGACAAAUGUCACCACAACACCGGCUGGUAUGUUGGCUGGCACGGCAACCAAUUCCGAUGGCACAGUGACGUCAACAUCGGGAACGGGCAAUAAAAUUGUGUGGACUAAUCGACCAGCGCAGAAGCGGCAGCUAAAUGGUCCAGAAAAUACAGAUAUUAAUAAACUGCUACUAAAUCGGAAAUUUUCACAACGAAAAAUUAUUACCCAACAACAGGCCCAGCAACAAAUUUUGCAACAACAACAGCAGCAACAAAUUUUGCAACAGCAACAACAGCGGCAACAGUCGCAAGAUGAUGAACAACAACUAAAUGUUAUGAAUGCUUUGAGUGGUCAAGAUACAACAACAACGACGGCAGUUACAUAUACAACGCAACAACAUCAGCUGCAACCACAACAAUUAAAAAAUGUUGCCGGUAGUAAAGUCAUUAAAAUGCCAUCGUUUCCAUUGAUUGUAUCCGAUGUAAAUAUGCAGCAGCAGCAACAACAACAACACCAUCAACAAACUCAGCAGCAGCAACAACAUCAGUUACAACAGCAAAAACAUAAUAACGCAGCUGCUAUUGCCGCCAAUCACAAUUAUAGUUUGCAACCGACUGCUGCUGCCAUUAUAACGUCACAGGCAUCGCAACAGGUGGGUGGCAAUAAAAUCUACCUUACCACAAGCUCAAGUAGUGGAGCCGGAUCGAAUUUCACCAUAACCAAUGCCUCCGAAUUGCAAUCGGCCGCACAAAAACUGCAGCAGCAGGCGAAUAAUAGCAAUUUGAAAUUGAAUUUUCUUGCUGCCGCCACCAGUGGCCAAGCAAGCCAGCAAGGCAGCACCGGCGGCAUUACAGUACAGCAGCAACAACAGCAAACAGUUUUGCUGAACAAGGCCAGUGUACAGCAGCAAUUGUUGUCGCAGCAAUUGCUACAGCAACAGGGUAAAAUGAAGAGAGAACGAAUUUUAAAUAUAAUCGGGGCGUCGGUGGACUCCGCGUCAAAUGCAACAACGGGCACUGUCACAGCCACCUCUGUGGGAGGCUCGGUUUCGGGUGAUAAUAGUAGUAACAAACGCGUUUUGUAUACGAGUCUGGUGAAUGUCAAGCAAUUGCAAAAGAACAAUACAGGACAAAUGCAGGUACAAAUAGGUCCUCAAGGUGUGGCCCAUGCGGUACUACGCAGCCGCAUAGGCAACAAUCAAAUAUUUACCAAUAUGAGAACGGUGCCAGUGGCAACCGUGGCAGCACCAGUGGGCAACAAUCAUAGUAAUGUGGUAACAGGUGGUGCAGGAACAACAGUGCAAGUGGUCUCAUCUUCUGCGGCAUUGGCGGCAUCGUCACAGCAAACGAAUCUAGUUAACUCAAACACAAUAUCCGCCACUUCCAAUAUGAACAAUUCGGCAGAGGGUAAUAUGCAACUUCAAAUGUCCUCCAACACCAGUACAGUGGGAGAUAUUAAUGCCUCUGGAGGUUUAACGAUAAUUAAUUCGACAGCCGAUUUGAAAACUGUAACAGUUUCUGGUGGUGUUGGCAUGGAUUCGUCUUCACCUGCGGCAACAAGUAGUCCUGCUGCAACCGCAAUUAAUAGCAGUGGCAGCAAUUCAUCGAAUGGUGGCACAUCCAAUAGCAGCAACAACCAAAACAACAGUAGCAGCAGCAGCAGCAAUGUCACAACAACAAACAGCACCACGACAAUCAAUAGGUGAGACGAGGUAAGAUAACUACCAUAUAGGGUCUUUACAAAAAUGGAAUUCCUCAAAAAUGUAAAUAUGCAGCAAGUGGCUGAGAAAUUGCUUAACACCAGCAAAACAAAGCGUAGGAGAGAAAACCACAACAACAAUAGCAACAAUUUCAACAUCCAUUUACUUAAUGGCCGAAGAAAUUGUAUUACAACUCAAACUGUAGAUCAAUGUUUGUAUUCUCCUGCCAAAGUUAAUGCUGCUGCUGCUACUGCAACAACUGCUGUUUUUGAUUACUUUUGACAAUAACAAAGAACAUUUUAAAAACAACAUCUACAACAACAGCAAACACAGGAACAAAACAAAACAAACAAAAAAUACCAUUCCACUUAACAGCCUAAUAAUAAUAGACACUCACUCUCUCAUAAAUUAAUUAACAGUAGAAGAAGAAGAAAAUCAACAAACAAAGGGUGGCCACCCUUCGUCAGCAGAGGUGUAUAAGGUGUACAGAGCAGAAGAGCAACGCCGUAGUCUUAUGAGUGUGUGUUUACAGUUAGAGACUCUGUCGCCUUUGCAGAGGUUUGCUUUUUCUCUGUGGCAGAGAGUAUGUAUGGUAAAUGAAGCGUUAACCCUAAUAUUUUAAUAAAUUUUCUGGCGAAUUUA